GAGCGUGCGGGCGCCAUGGGGUCCGCGCUGCUGGAGCGCUUCGCCCCGCGCCUGGGGCUAACCGACCCGCUGGUGCUGAGGAAAGCAGAGGAGUACUUACGACUGUCGCAGGUGAAGUGUGCUGGCCUGUCUGCUCGCACCACCGAGACGAGCAACGCGGUCAUGUGCCUGGACCUCGCGGCUUCCUGCAUGAAGUACCCGCUGGACAGGGCUUAUUUAAUUAAACUUUCUGGUUUGAACAAGAAGAUGUAUCAGAGCUGUCUUAAGUCUUUUGAGUGUUUACUGGGCCUGAAUUCAAAUGUUGGAAUCAGAGACCUCGCAGUACAGUUUAGCUGUACAGAAGCGGUGAACAUGGCUUCAAAGAUCCUGCAGAGCUAUGAAUCCAGUCUUCCCCAGACACAGCAAGUGGAGCUUGACUUGUCCAGGCCGCUUUUCACCACCGCUGCUGUACUCUCGGCAUGCAAGAUUCUAAAGCUAAAAGUGGAUAAGAACAAAAUGGUAGCCGCAUCCGGUGUGAAAAAAGCCAUAUUUGAUAGACUCUGUAAGCAGCUGGAGAAGAUCGGGCAGCAGAUUGACAGAGAACCUGGAGAUUUACCUACUCCACCACCGAAAAAACAGAAAACAAUGUUGCCAGCAAAGACAACAGAGAAGAUGGUAGAGGCCUCACACAGACCACAGCCAUGUGACGAUCUGACACAGGAUUAUGAAGAAUGGAGAAGGAAGAUUUUGGAAAAUGCUGCCAUUGCUCAAAAGGCUGUGACAGAGUGAGUUGUGUCCAGACUGACCUGUGCUGCCUCCAGGAAGAUGUAAGGACUUGGGAGUUUGUUUGACCCUAAGAUGAUUGCCUUGAAGCAGAGAAGCAAACC
Molecule: messenger RNA, 866 nt
Organism: Ochotona curzoniae (black-lipped pika)
Lineage: Eukaryota; Metazoa; Chordata; Mammalia; Lagomorpha; Ochotonidae
Product: origin recognition complex subunit 6-like
Exons: 7
Coding region: 16-768 (250 amino acids)
Biological process (GO): DNA replication initiation; DNA replication
Cellular component (GO): nuclear origin of replication recognition complex
Molecular function (GO): DNA binding
Source: RefSeq, a predicted model, not a curated record